This is a messenger RNA of Piliocolobus tephrosceles (Ugandan red Colobus), 3843 nucleotides long. RefSeq names its product sperm antigen with calponin homology and coiled-coil domains 1 (gene SPECC1). NCBI's taxonomy places the organism in Eukaryota, Metazoa, Chordata, Mammalia, Primates, Cercopithecidae. The transcript has 14 exons. Bases 1081 to 3150 code for a protein of 689 amino acids. The record is from RefSeq and is a predicted model, not a curated record. Gene Ontology annotation, molecular function: protein binding.
GUGUUCAAAAAGCAUGGCUGAGUUCACAAUGUUAACAGUGGAGCUGAAUUUGGACCAGGACAGACCCACGAAGACAAACAUGCGGAGUGCAGCCAAGCCCUGGAGCCCAGCCAUCAGAGCAGGGGGCCACGGCCCAGACCGGGCACGGCCUCUGCCUGCAGCCUCUUCCGGCAUGAAGAAUUCUAAGUCUUCAACUUCCUUGGCUUUUGAGUCCCGACUCAGCAGGGGGCCUUUACAACAACCAAACGGACAGGCAUUCCAGCGCCACGGGAAUUUUCAGUAACCGUCUCAAGAGAGAGGUCUGUGCCACGUGGUCCCUCGAACCCCAGGAAAUCAGUGUCCAGUCCAACUUCUUCCAACACUCCCACUCCUACCAAACACCUGAGGACCCCUUCCACCAAGCCCAAGCAAGAGAAUGAAGGUGGAGAAAAGGCUGCGCUUGAGUCCCAAGUUCGGGAACUUUUGGCAGAAGCCAAAGCAAAAGAUAGUGAAAUUAACAGGCUUCGAAGUGAACUAAAGAAAUGCAAAGAGAAAAGGACUCUGAGUGCUGAGGGGACUGAUGCUUUGGGCCCAAAUGUUGAUGGAACAUCAGUCUCCCCAGGUGACACAGAACCUGUGAUAAGAGCACUUGAGGAGAAGAACAAGAACUUUCAGAAAGAGCUUUCCAAUCUAGAGGAAGAAAACCGGGCCCUGAAGGAGAAACUGAUCUAUCUUGAGCACUCCCCAGAUUCAGAAGGGGCAGCAAGUCACACUGGCGACAGCAGCUGCCCGACAUCCAUAACUCAAGAGUCAAGCUUCGGAAGCCCAGCUGGAAAUCAGUUGUCCAGUGACAUUGAUGAGUAUAAAAAAAACAUACAUGGAAAUGCAUUACAGACAUCAGGCUCCUCAAGUAGCGAUGUUACCAAAGCUUCUUUGUCGCCAGAUGCUUCUGACUUUGAGCACAUUACAGCAGAGACACCCUCAAGGCCCCUGUCCUCCACCAGUAACCCCUUUAAGAGUUCAAAGUGUUCUCCCGCUGGGAGUUCCCCAAACAACGUAAGUGAAUUGUCCCUGGCUUCCCUCACAGAGAAGAUACAAAAGAUGGAAGAAAACCAUCAUAGCACUGCAGAAGAACUACAGGCUACUCUACAAGAAUUAUCAGACCAGCAACAAAUGGUGCAAGAAUUGACAGCUGAAAAUGAGAAGCUGGUGGAUGAAAAGACGAUUUUAGAGACAUCCUUUCAUCAGCAUCGAGAGAGGGCAGAGCAGCUAAGUCAAGAAAAUGAGAAGCUGAUGAAUCUUUUACAAGAGCGAGUAAAGAAUGAAGAGCCCACCACUCAGGAAGGAAAAAUCCUUGAACUGGAGCAGAAGUGCACAGGUAUUCUUGAACAGGGCCGCUUUGAAAGAGAGAAGCUGCUCAACAUUCAACAGCAGUUGACCUGUAGCUUGCGGAAGGUUGAGGAAGAAAACCAAGGAGCUUUAGAAAUGAUUAAACGUCUGAAGGAAGAAAAUGAAAAACUGAAUGAAUUUCUAGAACUGGAACGGCAUAAUAAUAACAUGAUGGCCAAAACUUUGGAAGAGUGUAGAGUUACCUUGGAAGGGCUAAAAACUGAGAAUGGAUCUUUGAAGUCUCAUUUGCAGGGUGAGAAGCAGAAAGCCAUAGAGGCCAGUGCCGUGGAGCAGACGGCAGAGAGCUGCGAAGUUCAAGAAAUGUUGAAAGUAGCCCGAGCGGAGAAAGAUCUACUGGAACUGUCUUGCAGUGAGCUCAGACAAGAAUUACUAAAGGCAAACGGUGAAAUUAAACAUGUUUCCAGUCUGCUGGCAAAGGUGGAAAAGGAUUAUUCAUACCUGAAGGAGAUAUGUGAUCACCAAGCCGAACAGCUGAGCAGAGCCAGCCUAAAGCUGCAAGAAAAAGCAUCAGAGAGUGAUGCAGAGAUCAAAGACAUGAAAGAAACCAUAUUUGAAUUGGAAGAUCAGGUGGAACAGCACCGGGCUGUCAAGUUACACAAUAAUCAACUCAUCAGUGAGCUAGAAAGUAAUGUGAUCAAGCUGGAGGAACAGAAGUCAGACCUGGAGAGGCAGCUAAAGACUCUGACCAAGCAGAUGAAGGAGGAUAACGAGGAAUGGAGGCGGUUCCAGGCGGAUCUGCAGACUGCGGUGGUGGUGGCCAAUGACAUCAAGUGUGAGGCCCAGCAGGAGCUGCGCACCGUGAAGAGGAAACUGCUGGAGGAGGAGGAGAAGAAUGCCCGGUUGCAGAAGGAGCUGGGGGAUGUGCAGGGCCACGGCAGGGUGGUCACCAGCAGAGCCACCCCUCCACCUGUGGAUGAAGAGCCAGAGUCCCCUGAGGUCGAUGCUGCUGGUCGGUGGCCUGGUGUCUGUGUUAGCAGAACAUCUCCAACACCCCCGGAGUCGGCAACCACCGUUAAGUCACUUAUCAAGUCAUUUGACUUGGGACGCCCAGGUGGAACUGGACAGAAUAUUUCUGUCCAUAAGACCCCCAGAAGUCCCCUAAGUGGGAUACCAGUGAGGACUGCUCCAGCAGCUGCUGUCUCUCCAAUGCAGAGGCAUUCGACUUACAGCAGUGUGCGGCCAGCCAGCAGAGGGGUGACUCAACGCUUGGACCUUCCCGACCUUCCCCUCUCAGAUAUUCUAAAAGGAAGAACUGAGACCCUGAAGCCAGACCCCCACCUCCGCAAGAGUCCCUCACUGGAGUCACUGAGUAGACCCCCGUCUCUGGGUUUUGGGGACACGAGACUGCUGAGUGCUUCCACCAGGUCAUGGAAACCACAAAGCAAACUCAGUGUGGAAAGAAAAGACCCUCUGGCAGCCUUGGCCCGGGAAUAUGGUGGUUCCAAGCGCAAUGCGCUACUGAAAUGGUGCCAGAAGAAGACACAAGGCUAUGCGAACAUUGACAUCACCAAUUUCAGCAGCAGCUGGAGCGAUGGCCUGGCCUUCUGUGCUCUGCUCCACACCUACCUGCCUGCCCACAUCCCCUACCAGGAGCUGAACAGUCAGGAGAAAAAGAGGAAUCUUUUGUUGGCAUUUGAAGCAGCUGAAAGUGUAGGCAUCAAACCCAGCCUGGAACUCAGCGAGAUGCUGUACACGGACCGGCCCGACUGGCAGAGCGUGAUGCAGUACGUGGCCCAAAUCUACAAGUACUUUGAGACGUAACCAUGGAGGGCCUGGAGCAGCCACCACUGCCACCUGCUGCAGCUUGUCCUGGAAGCACCUGAUCACUGUCCACUGACCCUGCUCUGCCCACCACCCAGCUGCCUAGACUUCAGAGGCAGGCUCAAUCCAAGUGGACCAACACCCAAAUAAGAAAGAGUGGGUCCCACUGUGUACCUGUCUCAAAUGCAGACUCAGCUGGACUGUAAAUUGGGGACUCUUUGAUCUCCCAUGGGAUGCUUCUAAAGAGCCCAGCCUCCCUCCUUCCAGACCAAAACCCCACACCCAGGCUUGUUUUGCUGAUUACAUUGGGUGACUGAACACAUCAUCUUCACAAUUUCAGACAAAGAGCAUCUCCAAAUCAGUCUUUUGGUUGCUGUUGUUAAAAAUAUCCUGGCUUUGCCUUUAUGAAACCUUUGCCCUUGGCUGGGUGUGGUAGCUUGUGGCUGUAAUCCCAGCACUUUAGGAAGCCAAGGCAGCAGAAUCAUUUGAGCCCAGGAGUCCAAGGCUGCAGUGAGCUGUGAGCAUACCCCUGCACUCCAGCCUGUGUGAAAGAGCCAGACCCUGUCCCAAAAAAACAAUAAACAAAAACCAAAACUUGGCUCUUGUGAACCCUCCCUUCCCCCCUCCCCCCAAAGAAAGAAAACAACAAAACACAAAAACUAAACGUUUGUUCCCGGGCAAUGUGGAAACGUG